AUGGAGUUAAAAUCGCCGAAAGCGAAGAAAAAGUCGCCGAAAUUAUUAUCUUGGGAGAAAAUGUUUCGAACACCAUUCCUGUUACUGCUCCUUCUUGGUACAUCUAACUGUGACAAUACUGACACAAGUGAUAACAGUGACAGAUCGCUUGGUUUUGACACUUCCCUAUCGAACAGUUCAGUUUUAAAUAACAACCGUUUCAGGCUAAGGCAUUAUCACAUUCAGCCUAAUGAAAGUCUAAAUGAAAAACAAGUGCUCAGUGAUAUAAAAUACUUAAGGCGUCAUUUAAAUAGGGAAAUCAUUAACUUCGUGAUGACUGACGUACUCGUGGACGGUGAGGUGGAGAAUCGUGUUCACUACAAUGGUAUUACUGCAAAAGAGACAUCUGUUGGUAUUGACGGAAGCGGAAUAAAACUUCGUCAGCUGACGGACGGCCGCCAUCUUAUUCAAGUGAUAUACACACCAAAUGGCGUCAUCCAAGACUGCGAGUACCUCGCGGAUGUGAAGACCACAAGAAAUUUUCUUAAAACAUUAAGAAAAGAAUUAAAAUUAGCAUUAGAGGAACAGACGUAUAAAAUCUUAGAAAAAGACGCGGACAUCGAGCAUGAAAGAUUUUACCGCCAUUUUGGAAACAUGACAUUAACAUUAUUAAAAGACAACGAGCAAUUGCCCCCAGACAUAGCUGAAUGGUUGAACUACGACAGAUUAAAAAUCGAGUGCUUGGAGAGGCAUGAAGAAUUGAAAUAUAUGAUGGCGAAUAAAAACAAAAUAGGAGAACAAACUCUUAUAAGGUCUAGAAGAUCGUUCAGGGAGAAUCUCAUAAUGCCUGGGACGAAAUGGUGCGGCGCCGGCCAAUUGGCUGAGAGGUACAACGAGCUAGGCGACGAUAGAGCCGAAGACAGAUGCUGUAGGGCCCACGACAACUGCCACGCCAACAUUGGAGCCUUCAGAAGGCGCUUCGGCUACUUUAACUUUAGACCGUUCACGAUCUCGCACUGUCGUUGCGAUAGGAGAAAAAAGCGUGACGCCAUGGAGAUUCUACGUGUGCCUGGCACAAAGUGGUGCGGUAAAGGAUUUUCGGCGACACAUUACUCGCAACUUGGGGGUUACACUAGAACGGAUCGGUGUUGCCGCGUACAUGACCUGAGAUGCCCAUUCUGGAUUGGUGGUAUGGAGAAGAAAUACGGACUUUAUAAUUGGCGAGUGAACACACUUAUGCAUUGCAGAUGCGACGAAAGGUUCCGCGCAUGCCUAAAACUCGCCGACACGUCCGUAUCAAACAUGGUGGGGAAGUUGUUUUUCAAUGUCGUCCAAACCAAAUGCUUUAUCUUGAAACCGGUGAAGAUGUGCACGCAACGAUCCUGGUGGGGAAAGUGUCUAAGGAGAGGGUAUACGAAGCAAGCAUUCUUGAGGGAUAACCUGCCCUAUUGA
Molecule: messenger RNA, 1431 nt
Organism: Parnassius mnemosyne (clouded apollo)
Lineage: Eukaryota; Metazoa; Arthropoda; Insecta; Lepidoptera; Papilionidae
Source: the annotation of a GenBank genome assembly